Temnothorax curvispinosus is the source of this 2911-nucleotide messenger RNA. RefSeq names its product prolactin regulatory element-binding protein. The coding region runs from base 314 to 1615 and encodes 433 amino acids. The record is from RefSeq and is a predicted model, not a curated record. Gene Ontology annotation, biological process: protein secretion. Lineage: Eukaryota; Metazoa; Arthropoda; Insecta; Hymenoptera; Formicidae. Gene Ontology annotation, molecular function: protein binding; guanyl-nucleotide exchange factor activity; GTPase activator activity. Gene Ontology annotation, cellular component: endoplasmic reticulum membrane. The transcript is spliced from 4 exons.
CGACUGAAUACGUGGAACGUGGAACGCGCGUGUUGUAUCCAUCGGCUAUUAUGUCCGCGCAAAGUCUACGGGUCCGUCGUGUUCGGUGGUGACUGGUUGACACGUGAGCCGCGUGUGUUCCCGUAUCAACAGCUGUUCCCGGAGGCGACGAUGGGACGCGGGCGUCGCGCGCGCGAUCCAUCCGGGCAGUGCUGAUCCCGGCAGGCUACCCAGAGGGACUCCCCCAGAGGGGAUAUCGCGCCGUUCCUUCGGGAUCACCUGAUACACGCCGCGAGCAGCCGGAAGAUCGCUGGACGGCGAGAUCUGCCGCGUCAUGCCCUCCAGAAGGAACAAAGGCGGCCUCCUGGCCAGGGUCAACUUCCCCCUUUACACCCUGCAGAUGCUCACCAGCAGGCACAUCCUGGUGGGAGGCGGCGGCGGCUCCUCCAAGACUGGCGUUGCCAAUGGAUUUGAAAUUUUUGAAUUAUCACACAACGGAGCACACUUUGUCGCCGAGGAAGUGACCAGGCACGAGACGGGUCCCAGCGUGGUCAUGAACUGCGCCUCGCAUAACAACGGCAAGAAGACGUGGAUAGUUGCCGGCCAAGAGAGCCACUGUCAACUGUACAACGUGAAUCCUAAAGUGGUGACUUUGGAGAACGGAGAAUUGAUUAAGGGACCGACAGCGAUGGCUAACAAGGAAGGCCUCAGGCACAGAAGGAACAGCGAGAAGGUCGAGGAGGUUCAGCCGCCGAAGGAAAGGAUAGAGGAGGUCAAAGACGACAAUUCUAAUGUCAAGAGCAAGAAGCUGCAGUUAAUUCUCAAACCCGCCGACAGCGUGCAGACGGCUUUCGGGAACGGCGAGCCUUUACAAAGAGUCGUCAGGGUGAGCUUGCAAGGGGUGAUUAUGGCCACGGGCGGCACGGACGGUCGAAUUAGAUUAUGGAAAUUCCCGCAGCUGUACAAAUUGCACGAUCUUGAAGCGCACGGGAAGGAGAUAGACGACCUAGAUUUUAGUCCGGGCGGCGGCCUGCUGGUGAGCAUCGCCAAGGACGGCAAGGCCUUUUUAUGGAACGUGAGCGACGGUACGAGGAACAAGGAGCUCACUUGGACACCGUCGGACGGUGCGAGGUACAUGUACAAAAGGUGCCGAUUCCGAAAGUCGGCGGAGGACAAGACGAAGAUCGAUCUGUUCGUGCUCUCCAACGCCGUCGCGGGGAAGAAUCCCAGUUUCCUUCAAUUGUGGGACGUCCAUACCGGGGUCAUCGCCAAAUCCGCUUCCUACAAGGAAACGCUGUCAGCGUUGGCUGUUUCCGACGACGGUAAGUUCGUCGCCGUCGGCACGAUGUUCUCGGGCAGCGUCGACAUAUUCGUGGCGUUCAGCUUGAGGAAGGCGCUCCACGUACCCGGGGCGCACAGCAUGUUCGUCACCGGUCUGGAAUUCUUGCCAACGAAACUGGACGGCCCAGCGAUUACCAGCAACACGGAGACCGCGGUCGUCAGUAUCUCCGUGGACAACAGAAUAUGUAUACACAGCAUACCGUUCAGACAUACACUGCCCUUCUGGUUUGUCAUUAUACUGAUAGUGAUAUGUAUAUGCGGCGCAUUUAUCCUCUGCAGCUAUCUCGGUAUAUGACCCACGAAAUGCGCGACCGAGCUGAUGAAGCAGGACAUUAUCUUUUCCUAACUAUCGUAUUAGGCCGGUAAUUGCUCGCGCAGAAAGAUUAAAAGUAAACACAAAUGCACGAUUCACUCGUAAAACGGUGGAUGCUCAAGAAUCUUACAUACACAGAGACGCGUCGUAGGAUUAUCCGCGUAAAAUGCAGGUGCUGACGUCGACGUCUCGUCGACGCGUACGAUACAAUUAGCUUACGAAACAAAGUACACCGUAACUCUGUGAAUAUGCACAGGGGCUAGGAGAGGAGUAUUCUCGGUUCGUUUAGCGGUUAAAAUCGUUACGAUUCUUAAUGGUUGAAUUCAUCCGAUCGAGUACACAGAUUUUCAGGAAGCGUUCGCGCGAUUUAGAUAUAGGCGUGACGUCAGUCGGGGUGCUACUGUGAUAAAUAAACUACGUUGGAGUGCUUCCAACAGAUCGGAGCCGCACCAAUAGCACAUUUGUAUUGAUGUACAUAUAGAUAUUACGUUUUAUCAAUUUUUUUUUAGCGCGAAAGGAAGGCUUCGACAGCCGCGCUACGUCGCGAUUGUCUCCCUUCCGCACGAGUACGCUUAAAUGAUUUCGUUUAUGGCAAGUAACUUGAGAUGUGUGUUUCUCGUACUUACGGCGAACGACCAUACUCUCUGUCUCGUACUACAGACGAAAAUCCACAACUCAUCGCAUUUAUAUGCUGUAUUACGUACACUAAUGUCUACUGGUGUAUUUUUUUUUCUUAAUUAUAUGUCUCUCUGUACUUUCUUUAUAAAACAUGUAAGAUACACGAAUGAUAAGUGUUCGUGGUUAGAUUCCGAUAACCCUGGCGCCUUAAUUCGACGAUGGUUGUAGGGCUAACUAAAGUUUUACCAAACUUUAACCCUGUAUAUCUCGAAAACCAAAGCCCUAUAAAACCUAUAUAAUUUUUUGUUCAACGUUAAAAGUACUAUCAGAAACCAUCGUCAAAUUAAGGCGCCAGGGUUAUCGGAAUCUUGCCGUGUUCGUAACGAUCGACGCUGUGCUAAUUAGCAGUAAUUGUUGCUACGUUUCGCGAAUUGAGCUUAUAGGUACCGUUAUUUAUUUACGCACUUUCUGAAGUUUCUUAAUUUAUUUUUACAGCGCGUAUAUUUUUAUCGCAAAGUUGUUCCGGCUAAUGGUUGAAGAUUUAUCUGAAUAUAAAGCGUACAUGUAUAUGCGGAACCUCCUCCGCUCGCGGAAGAUUGUGCAAUGAAUUUGUAAGCGUCUCGACCACUUCAUUAAUAAUAAACGAUUAAAUAUAUUUCA